CUGUAGGUGAACGGUAGGGAGGUCUGUGUACAGACCGGUACGACCGUUUCAAAACUGACACCCAGUGGGCCGCAAGGAUUUCCGGCGGCCUAGUAGGUGAAACAAACAUGGGGAACUCAGAGAGCGGCUGCGGUGGAGGGAGCGGCGACGAAGAAGAUAUAGAGACCGAGAGUCCUGCUUACGCGGAAGACAGUCCGGCCUCUGCGGCCACUGGCGGUGGUGUUGGAGCCACCGGUUCUGGGAGAAGCGGAAGGAUAUCGAAUAACCUACCCGCACCCACCGGUGGACCACCUAACCACGGGGUCCUUUUGGAGCAAGUGAAACUAAGAGAAGCAGCUGCUCGUAUUAGCGACUCAGGAGUCGCCAUUCACGAGUCUGUCCUGUUCGGGAAUGAAGGAGUCCUGAUGCGAUGGUUGGAGGACCGGUUAAACCGAGGCGAGGAGUCUGUUCACGUUGAACAAUUUUGCGAAAUGUUGGAAAGCAGAGAUGUUCCGAGGGAUGAAUGUGAAGAGGCCUUUGGACAGUUUGAUGCAGAGGGGGAUGGAGUGGUGGACAUUGAGAGCAUGCUUCUCGCCCUUAAGAACUCAAAUGGAGCUAAUCUACAGGGAGAGCUGAGUCAUGUGAUAAGACAGCUACAGGCGUGCUCCCUAACCCCAGGUUUUGUUGACAUAUUUUCCAAAACCAAAGACCGGUUAGGAGCACAUGCCUCUAAAAUUCUUAAAUUCUUACACAGGAAUCGUAUUCCCAGCAGUGCCAUCCCUUUCCCUAUUUUAGAGGGCUACAACAGUAUCUGCACCAUGAGGUCCAGUGUGGUUCAGGACUUCUUGGAGUUCCUCUUGCAGAAGGAGAAAGAUUUAGAUAUCCAAUACAGAGCAGAACUUGACCGUGAUCCAGAUGUAGAUAAAGUCAAGGUUGUCACACAGUGCUACAGUACAAUAGAGGCUUCUUCCAACGUUGCUGACAUAUACAAGAUGACAAACGGAGAAACUGCAUCUUUCUGGCAGUCAGAUGGCAGCGUUCGAUCACACUGGAUAAGGCUGAAAAUGAAACCAGAUGUGGUUUUGAGACGUCUGGCCAUUGCCGUUGCCUCCAAUGACCACAAUUAUAUGCCUCAGCUGGUUUCAGUUGCUGUUGGGAAAAAUCGGCAUUCCCUGCAGGAGAUCAGAGACAUCCGCAUCCCCAGCAAUGUCACGGGCUACGUAGCUCUCUUGGAGAAUGCAAAUAUAACGCACCCAUACAUCCAAAUCAACAUUAAACGAUGCCUGAGUGACGGAUGUGAUACUCGGAUUCAUGGUUUGAAGACACUUGGCUAUCAGAUUACUAAGAGUAAAGAGGUGUCUGUUUCGGAUGCUUCGGCCAUCUGGUACCUGUCUCUCCUCACCUCGCUUGUCACAGCAUCCAUGGAGACUAACCCUGCUCUGGCUCACACUGUCCUACAGAGCACACAGAAAGCCUUACAGCACAUGCCCCCUUUGUCCCUGACACCAUCAUCCACUGAGUUCCCCAAGUUCUUCUCUUUGAACAUCCUGGAGGAGGUGGAUGGGUUUCUCCUCAGGAUAGCAGACUGCUGCUUGAGUCCCGAUGCAGAGUUAACUCUCUUAGCGUUUGCCCUAGCCAGAGGCAGUGUGGCAAAAGUACUCCAGGCCUUGUCCUGCAUCACUGAUCAUCUAGAGACUAAAUACAAGGCUUCCUCCCUCAUUGUCUCUAUGGCCUCUGUUAGGCUGCGACUGCUCUAUCGCAAUGGGAAGCCCCUCCAGUUGCACCUGCAGGCUUGUGACGUCAAAAGCAAAGAGGAGAAAUCAGGACCAGAGAACAUGCUCACAGAGUCUUCCAGUGGAGAUGGUUUUCUCUCAGAAAGCGGUAAAAGAAAGGCCAGCGUGAUCUUAUCUACAGAGGAUCAGAGUAGCUUCCAGGUCACUCAAAUGAAGAUCAAAGUGCGAAAAGGAACCAUUGGUGCAAAAUGUGGUUUGGUGUUUGCAUACAAGGAUGAGGAACCUUUUGAUGCAGAGAAACAUUUCAAGAGGUUCAAGAAGUAUGACAUGUGGAGCUUCAAGGACUACAAAGAAUUUUUACAAGACAAGAUUCCAGCACAGAGUGAAGACGAGCCAGUCGGCUGGUUUGAGCUUGAAGAUGACUGGAAUGAUGUCGAGAUCAAGCUGCAGCAGUGUCGUAUUGCAAAGUUCCUGAUGGUGAAAUUCCUCUGCACCAGGCAGGACUCGGCUGAACGCCUUGGUGUUCAGUCCCUCAGCUUCAGUGGCUACUUGUGCCGAGGGACAGAGAGGCUUGGGGACCUGGAUGACCUCAAUACACAGGCAGAGAGCUUUGAUCAAAAUGCUGUCACUGGCCUUUGCCUCCUAAACAAGACAUUAUUCUUCAUACAGCAGCUUACACAAGACAUGGAUGCCUCUCACUUUAAGCAGAAGUAUCUUCUGGACUUCAGUGGUCUCAGCUUGAGCCUCUUCUGGAACUUCUACAGUAAACUCAGGGAGAUUGAGGGAGAGGAGGUAUUGAAGAGCAGAGUUCUGCUUCUCCAGUUAAUGCAGAAUUGUUUUCCUAUGCUGCCAAACCCACUGGAGCCUCGGAGCACUGAGGAGAACAAGGGUCUAGAAGACGGUGCCUCUGCUUCAGCAGGUCCAUCCACACCCAGCACUGGGGAGCCUCUUGGUGACUCGGCGAGGGCUGUGUCAGAACUCUAUGCUCACCUCUGCCACAUUGUUGAUGGCCCAGGGGGUGAGACAUUAGUGGAAAGAGCUUUGCACAAAGAAGCAGUCAAGGCUAUUCUUAACGGAGCAGCUGUUUUCUUCCCUGAUAAACAUGAAAGGCGAGACAGACUCUUUCACAUGAUGAAAAAUAUUACAGAAGAGGAUCAGCCAGAGUCAGUGAAGGUCACAUUUGAAUCUCUUUGUAACUACUUCAGCGACCAGGAUCCAAGCGGCCUUCUCUUGCUGCCUCCUAAAGGAGCUUCCUCAGACUUUGACACCAGCCCCAUUCUGUCAGUCAUGGAAACACUGCUACUGGUAGCAACCAGAGAGUGUGAGGUUAUGAUGGGGGAUGAAAGCGGUGGAGCCAGCAGGACAGUGCUGCUGUCUUUGUUCUGGGCUUUGCAGGGAAGCCUGCUUUCCUGGUGCUACCUUCAGCUCAAAGGUGGAGCUUCAACACCUGUGGCACUGGAGCUGACCAGAGACAUCCUGCUAAAAUAUGUGGAUCAGUUCCUGGGUAGUAUCAAAGCUGUUCUGGGCUCCCUGCUGGAGAGGUACACCAGUACUCAAAUAACUGACAAAUUAGGAAGCUCCAUCCUUGCCACAGUCUUCAGACAACUGAUGAUUUUCCUCUUGGAGCUUUGCUCUUUGGAUAUCCCCCACAGUGUGCUGCUGAAGAGCUUCUCCUCCCUGGUUGAGCUUCUGAAAAGCCUUUCAAGUGAUACUGGAGACAUCUUCUCUAAAGUGGAUCAAGAGAGCUGGCACCAACCUCAGCAGCCAGUGGUGCUCAGGACCUGGAACAUGGAGUCUCCUCACAACUAUGAGAACAGCCACCAUGAAACCACCAUCUUUGCCUGCCCGGGCGCCAGCUCAUUUGAGGUGGAGUUUGAUGAACGCUGUGAGACAGAGAAGAGAUACGACUAUUUAGAGUUUACAGAUUCUCGAGGUGGGAAGGUGCGCUAUGAUAUGAAGGUUGGAACUGAAAAAUGGCCAAAGAAGGUAACAUUUGAUGCAGGCCCUCAGCUGCAGUUCCUCUUUCACUCUGAUAGCAGCAAUAAUGAGUGGGGUUACAAGUUCACUGUAACAGCCCUGGGUCUGCCAGACAUCACUCUUUCUUGGAUGUCAGACCUGCAGCUGUUGGUGGCACGUCUGAUGGGCCGCCUUGCUUCCAGAACCCUGGCAUUGAAAUCUCCUUAUGAGAUUCGCACCAUAAAGGAGCUUCCACCAGGGAAAAUGUCCCAUGUUCAGUCUUCACCUCUUUGGAAACCCAUCCUGCAACACGGAUUGUGUGAAACACGGGAGACAAAUCGGGGUAAAACAACCCCAGAUCAGACAAAAACAUGGACUGUUGAUGAGCUAAUGGUCUUUCUGGAGGAUUUUGCCCGUUGGAACCCCUCCCAAGACCUGACAGACAGUAGAACAGAGUUAAUGAGGACCCUCAUGCAGUCUUGCAGAAAACAGCUAAUGAGAAAUGAGAUUGCAGCAGGGUCAAAGACAGACCAAGCUGUUAAUGCCAUAUGGGCAGCCAUGGUAUACCACACACCAGCUCUCAGUCUGGCCCUGAAGACCUACGUGGAUCAAGACUGUAGGUCCUGUCUAAGUGAAGAGUUUGUGCAGGUAUAUUCACUGGCAGACAGCAUCAGAACAUGGAUGCUGGAAAUGAAGCAGAGAUUCUUAGUUAGCAAAAUGAACCUUUCUGAUGAUAAAGAAGGGGAUCAUGAGGAAGUUACCAUGGAGACACUAGCUGAGAUGUGCAUUGAGAAGAGCCUUUUGCUGUUUCGAUUUGCUCCUUGUGGAAAACUGUGCCAGGGCAGUGAUGCCCUCAAAGCGACAGAGGGCAACAUUGUUCCACUUCUCCGCUCAAGUUCGAUCUCCGAAGGAGACUUCCAGCCCAGCUCCUCUUCAGGCCCUCAGACUGGAGGGUCUGAGGAAGGCAGUGAGGCCAAGACAGGACAGAGCCAGCAAUCCAACGUUCAAGUUUUAAACCCAUCGUCCUGUGAACACAGCAAGCGAGGCCACAGAGACUCCACUGAGAGUCUCUCAUCCCAGCCGGGGGAGCCGGCCUCACCCUCUACCCUCUCUCGGAAAGCCCCAUUCAGUCGAUCUCGACUUCGCCUCCUGUCCUGCCGCUCGAUCGAAGAACCCCGGAUGACCUCCUCUGUCAAGGAUCGCUACCCAAUACUCAAACACAUUCUUAACUUCAUAAAGGACCAGGCUCUCACUACAGCAAGCAUUCUGCACACCCUGGCCCUGAACAAAGCGCAGGCUCUGAGCGUGUGCAAGGUGCUGGAGAUGGUUCAGCAGUGUUUACGUGCCCUGGGACAGCCACAUCUUUUCCAAGCCCCCUGCAUCCUGUUCCUGCAGGAGCUGCUUGCAUGUCAGAAAGACUUCACCAGUUAUUUCUCUCAGUUGUCAGACGGUGGGCAGAAGCUUGGAGAGGAGGUGAGGACUUCUUACCAUCAGCUGGUGCUCAUGCUGGUGGAAGCUGUACAGGGCUUCAGUAGCCUUAAUGAAAAAGUUCUGCUACCGGCCCUGUCAUGUGUGCAAACCAGCUUGUUGCACCUCCUAGACAUGAACUGGGAGGUGUACGACCUUCCUCUCUUCCUAAGCAUCAAGCUUCCUGACCUCCUGCUCAGCAUGUCCCAGGAGAACAUCAGUGUUCAUGACAUUGCUAUCAGUCAGUGGACAGAAGAGGAUGAAAUUGCAGAUUACAAGAAGAACCAGGAGUGGAUGGAUGAAUGUAUGGAUGGCAUGUUUGAGAAAUGGUAUGACAAAAUUGACGAAGAGGAAUCCACAGAGGACAAAAGAAAAAUGCACAUGUUCAUCGCCCGCUAUUGCGACCUGCUCAAUGUGGUUAUCUCCUGUGAUGGCUGUGAGAGAAUGGCGCCCUGGCACCGCUACAGAUGUCUGCAGUGCAUGGAUAUGGAUCUCUGCAAGACCUGCUUCCUCAGUGGUGCCAAGCCUGAAGGCCACGAGGAUGAUCAUGAAAUGGUGAACAUGGAAUAUGCCUGUGACCACUGCCAAGGGCUCAUUGUAGGCAGCAGGAUCAACUGCAACGUGUGUGAAGACUUUGACUUGUGCUUUGGUUGUUACAAUGCAAAGAAGUAUCCAGAUAGUCACCUACCCACCCAUCGGAUCACCGUGUACCCCAUGGUGACCAUUCGCAUCAGUGAUCGUCACCGCCUGAUCCAGCCCUACAUUCACAACUAUUCCUGGUUGCUGUUUGCUGCGUUGGCUUUGUAUACAUCAGAACUGAGCAGUGAGAAGCAGAUGGAGGGAGAGCCAUUAAACAACAAGUCUUUGGACCAAGCCUUUGCUCUGCAGACUCGUUGCUCCCAACUCAUCACUGACUGCUUGCUCAAAGGACAGACUGGCAAAGGUCUUCGUUCCUCAACCUUGCUCGUUCUGUUAUCCUCCAAUGAAUCAGCGUCUGACAGUGAGCUGUGUCCAGUUUCUCCAGAGUCCUCUCAGGAGCUCAGUACAGCUACUGACACCUCCUCCCUCCCUGGCAGUACCGCUGCAGUCUGCUCUCCAUCAUCUCCCAAGGACAUGAGUAAACCAUCAGGCAAGGAGAAAAAGGCAAAAGAAGUGAGCUCUCCUCCUGCUGCUCCUAUCGAGGUGUCAUUACCCCAAAGCUCUGGAGAGGGUGUCAAAAAGAGGCUGGUUACUCAAGACACUCUCGACUCUCCGAGCCUCAGCCAGACUCCCUCUGUGUCCAGCGAAGACCCUCUCUCUCCUGUGGUUCGACUUUUAGAGUCGGGACCAGAGUCUCACGUUGCCAAAGAGACGGAUGCAAGGCUCCCCCAGGUCCCCCUUCAGACACACGUGUUUUCAGAGUGCUCAAGAGAAAGGAUCUUGGGACUACUAGCUGCAAUGCUACCCCCAGCUAAACCAGGCAUCACCCUGUCCCUGCCCAGUCUGAGCUCCAUCCUGCCCCAGCUUUUCAGGGCAGUCAUCUCCAACACAGGCUCUCUCAAUGAGACCUACCACCUCACAAUGGGACUCCUGGGUCAGCUGUUGCUCCGGAUCCCUCCGACUGAAGCUGAUGCCGCUGUCACAGAGGCCCUGGCUGACAAAUACGAGAUGCUGAUGCAAGGCGAGGCAGCUUGUUCAGACACCCAGGGAUGGAAGACCACCCAGCUGCUUUUCAGCCUUGGGGCUGUCUGUUUAGACAGUCGUAUUGGUCUGGAUUGGGCGUGCACAGUGGCAGACAUUUUACACAGCCUGAAUGCCUGUCCUGAGUGGAGCACAGUCAUCACUGCCUUCACUGAUCAUUGCAUUCAGCAGCUGCCACAAACUCUGAAACGCACCAACCUCUUCACACUUCUGGUGCUGGUGGGCUUUCCUGAGGUGCUCUGCGUGGGCACACAGACGGUGUUUAUUGACAACGCAAAUGAGCAGCACAACAUGAUAUUACUCAAACACUUCACAGAGAAGAACCACGCUGCAGUGGUGGAUGUUAAGACACGCAAGAGGAAGACAGUAAAGGACUAUCAACUCAUCCAAUCUCAGGAUUCCACCACAAUCAGUUUCCCCUGGCAGUCAGGGAGCCAGGGCUGCCAAAAGACACUUCUCAGUCGCUACCUGAAUAAUUUCACCGUCAUUAUUAGCCACCUGUUACAGACAAGCCAAGACAAUGGUUCUCCUGAUGCUGUGGAAGCUUCCUGGGUUCUGUCUUUGGCUCUUAAAGGCCUCUACAACACACUCAAGAAGCACGGAGUGGAGCAAGCGCAGGAGGCCAUCCAGCAGUCGGAGCUGACCCAGCUGCUUGUCAGGAAGUGCAGCAAGGGGACUGGCUUCAGCAAGUUGUGGCUGCUCCGAGACCUGGAGAUUCUCUCUAUCAUGCUCUACUCCUCCAAGAGGGAGAUCCAUUCCAUGGCUCAAGACCCUGAGAGAGACCAGAAAGAGCAGGACAAGGAACACGACUCGGACCACUCCAGUUCCUGUGCUGACGAUGGUGACGUCAACAGGCCUGACCCUUUAGAAGAUCUUGAUGAGGAGACAAAGAUUUGCUUCCAAAUCACCCAUGAUGCCUUAAACGCUCCUCUGCCAAUCCUGCGAGCCAUGUAUGAACUGCAGAUGAAGAGGACUGACUCCUUUUUCCUGGAGGUGCAGAAGAGAUUUGAUGGAGAAGAAAUAAAAACUGAUGAGAUCAUCCGAAAGCUGGCUCAGAAGUGGCAACCUUCCAGGCGGCCUCGAUCUGAGGAUAAGAACACCAAGGCAGUAGACACUGACAUGAUAGUGGUGACUAGCAUGUCUAAACCCAGUCACUGUGAAAAAGCCACAGAAGAAAUCAAUGUUGUGGCCCAGAAGCUCAUCACCAAUUCAGAGAGUGACUUACAACUCAGCUAUGCUAAACAAAGACGCUCCAAAAGCUCAGCUCUGCUGCACAAAGAGCUGGAUGUUCGCAGCAAUCGGGCUGUUCGACAGUACCUAGUUAAGGUCAACCAGGCUAUCGCCACGCUUUACGCUCGGCACGUGCUGGCUUCGCUCCUGGCAGACUGGCCUGCAGAGGCAGCGCUGAGUGAGGAGGCCCUGGAGCUGAAUGGGGCCUCACACAUGGCUUAUAUCCUGGACAUGCUAAUGCAGCUGGAGGAGAGGCCACUCUGGGAGAAGAUUCUCCAGAGGGUGUUGAAGGGCUGCAGUCAGAGUAUGCUGUGCAGUCUGUCUCUCACUGCUUGCCAGUUCAUGGAGGAGCCAGGUAUGGCCGUGCAGGUCAGAGAGUCCAAACACCCAUACGACAACAACACCAACUUUGAGGACAAGGUGCACAUCCCUGGGGCCAUCUACCUGUCUGUGAAGUUUGACUCCCGCUGCUACACAGAGGAAGGCUGUGAUGAGCUCAUCAUGUCCAGCAGCAGUGAUUUCCUCCAGGAUGUCCACAACUUCAGUGGAUCUCCUCAGAAAUGGUCUGACUUUGAGAUCCCAGGUGACACCCUGUACUACAGGUUUAUGUCAGACAUGAGCAACACAGAGUGGGGCUACAAGUUUGCUGUUACAGGAGGCCACAGGGGGCGUUUUCAGACAGGUUUUGAAAUACUGAAACAAAUGUUAGCUGACGAUCAAGUGCUCAGUCAUCUGCCACUGCCUGAUAUCUGGGAGUGGCAAGUGGGUGUGGCAUGUCGUCAGACUGGAAACCAGCGACUCAAAUCCAUCCACUUGUUGCUCCGCCUGCUGCAGUGUCAGUCCCAGGCAGCCUGUGAGCUGACACUGCUUCGACCCCUGUGGCAGCUCUUCAUCUCUAUGGAAAACGGCCUGAACCAGGAUCCUACCAGUAUCACUGUGCUGCUGCCUCUUCACAGAGCUCUCACUGAGCUCUUCUUCAUCGCAGAGGCCCGAGCCGUGACACAGGGCAUCCUCCAGGACUACUUACUAGCCAUGACCACUGAUGAGCAACUCCUCAAUCACACUGCAAUGGCUCUGAAGAACAUUGUCGCCAUCAGCCUGGCUAUCAAUUACCCCAAUAAAUCCACCAAGCUACUCAACAUGUCCCCAUGAGAGGUUCCCGGAUAAAAA
This is a messenger RNA of Melanotaenia boesemani (Boeseman's rainbowfish), 9215 nucleotides long. It is a transcript of the gene zzef1, whose product is annotated as zinc finger, ZZ-type with EF hand domain 1. Gene Ontology annotation, molecular function: calcium ion binding; ubiquitin-like protein ligase activity; zinc ion binding. Bases 108 to 9197 code for a protein of 3029 amino acids. Gene Ontology annotation, biological process: regulation of synaptic plasticity; protein ubiquitination. The transcript has 54 exons. The record is from RefSeq and is a predicted model, not a curated record. Lineage: Eukaryota; Metazoa; Chordata; Actinopteri; Atheriniformes; Melanotaeniidae. Gene Ontology annotation, cellular component: postsynapse.